AAUUAGACGGUGCCGCUGACGUUGUUCUUUUUAUUUUUCUUUUUUAGCUGUUGUUUACUAUUCAUAACUCAUAAACAAAUCCCACCUCUUCUUCCUUCCCCUCUCUCUUUCUCUCUCUAGAUUGUCUCCUCUGCAACUGCAACCGUUUCUUUCUCUUUUCAACUUCUUCUUCUCUCUCUCCGUACAUAGAUUACACGUAUUGGGUGGGGAGCUGAAUGUGAAGAAUUGGUGUCCCAUAGUAUUUGCAGAGAGGCAUUGUUUGAUGUUUGUGUUGACUUCGAAUUUCUUUAGAAGAGGGUGAUGACGACUCAUGUUUAUGAUGAUGGAUUGAUAUGGCUGACUGCUGAUACCGAGUGGUAUGAUCAGAAUGUGCGGUUUAUUAACCUAGCACUCAGUUCUCACGGUUAAGCACCGUUGUUUUGUGUCUCUGUGCGAUCGAGUUUUAACAAUGGCUGUCGCGGGUUUGCAUAAUCUAUCUGCUUUUGGUCCCUUCUUUGGGGACUCCCAAUCUACUGUGUCGAGGCAGUGGAGUGAUGAAGCUGGCACGCCUCGCACCCGGGCAUCCUCUCUUUUGCAGAUGUGGCGAGAGCUCGAGGGUGACCAUGUGGUGAGCCCUUCGCAUAGGUCAAGGGGGAGGAGAAUUGCCCCAAGGAGUGAUAAUGGGCAUGAUAUCUCUGAAGAUGCGGAUGAUACUGAGACUCAGGCUGUUACGGGUUCAGAGAUAGACCACGAUGAUAACAACAGUAUCAUAUCCGAGCAAUCUAGUGACUUGGGAGAAGUAGAACGGGAGAGAGUGAGACAGAUAUUUCAAGAAUGGACGAACAGUGGUGCCAUGGGCCGUUCGCCUCUAAAUAACCGCUCGGGGCCACAAUGGCUUGGUGAGAAUGAGUGUGAAAGGGUGAGAGUUAUUAGAGAAUGGGUACAGGUGAACGCCCAGCAUAGAAACAACCAGGCAUCAGUCAGAGAUGGAGGUGCUGAUGCCGGUUCUCAUAUUGAGCAGGUUCGUGAAGGAUUGACUGUCGCCCAUCAUGAGGCUGUUGCACGGAGGCCCAUUCGCAGAUUAUGUGGCAGACAAACUCUACUUGAUCUUCUCCAGAGGGCUCAGUGUGAGAGGAAAGAAGAACUUCAGGGUCUAUUGGAGCACAGGCCCGUGUCGGACUUCACCCACCGCAAUCGCAUACAGGCUUUGCUUAGGGGUAGGUUCCUAAGAAACGAAAGAAUGGUACCGGACAUCAGACCAUCUUCUGUGGCUGCAACAGAACUGGGUUUGUUAAGACAACGGCAUACUGUCUCUGGCCUCAGGGAAGGAUUCCUUUCAAAAUUGGAAAAAUCUGCUUCCACUUCAACUAACAGUGCUGAAUCUGAUUCUUGGUUGAGUGAUCAAAACCAUUCUGAAUUAGAGUCUACAUUGCAAGAAAGAGAGAUAGCCGUAAAUUCUGCAACACCCGACUUGGAAAGUGUUGCAGAUAGAAAUGGUAGCUGGCAAGAAUUUGGAACAGAAGUAACUGAAGUAGAGAACCAAGUUGUGCACGAUUCGGGUAAUGAGGAAAACGUUUCUUCCGGAAAUGAGGGGCAUGUGCAAGAAGUGUCUUCAUACAUUGAUGUCAGUCGGCAAGAUGUUCCGAUUGAUGUCGUAAGUGUUCGUACCACAGAGGGCCAAGUCUUGGAUCGCGAGGUGAGUCAGGCGACUGAGCAAAUGUCCACUGCCGAGGAAGCUGGUAUAAUUAGACACAGAGAAGAGAUAAAUGUAACUGUAACCAACGAAUUGUCAUUAGAAACUGAAGACUUAAAUUUCAGAGCACCCAAUGAAAACAUACUACAUGAUCAUUAUGAAUCGAGAAGUGCUGUGAGUUAUGACGAGGAAGCUGCCACUCAUACUGUUGACUUGGAAGGUAACAUGGACGAGCAAUUUGAUAGGCCAGUUGAUUCUGCAACUGACAUUGAAGAAUGGGUGGACACGAGUGGAGAAUCAAUGGCUAGAAGCUGGCAGGAAACCUCUGGUAACGAGUUGUUACGAGAAACAUCUGAUAACAAUGCUGCAGAGCAAGAUCAGAUGCAAGAAUCACACGAUGACUGGCCAAGCCAUGACUUACAGGAGGCUAUUGAUAGUUGGCUGGGUAUGCCUUCUGGAGAGGUUGGUGCGUCCGUUGGAAGGCUAGAUGCGUUCUAUUACUCUGAUGACGACAAUGUUCACAGUAUCGAGCUUCGGGAACUUUUCAGCCGGAGACGUGUCUCUGGUCUUCUAAGAAGUGGUUUCCGUGAGAGCCUCGACCAGGUGCUUCAAUCUCAUGUGGAAAGGCAAGGUCAUGCUUCGGGUGAUUGGGAACUGGAGAACGAAUCUUCUUCUCCUAGCCUAGUUGGUCAAGACCAGGGACAACCAAACGGUGAUCGAGCCUUGGAUCUUUCCGAUGCUGCAGAAAGAAAUUCGUUUGCUCCCACUUCUUCCUUCGUCUCCGCUCCCCAGCCACUCUGGGAUGAGGAAAUGCAGGGGGCAAGUUUGCCUCACUUCAACUUGAGUCAGCAUUUUGGAACGGAGUGGGAGGUGGUGAAUGAGUUGAGAAACGACAUGGCCAGGCUUCAGCAAAGGUUAAACAACAUGCAAAGCAUGCUGGAACAGUGCAUGGACAUGCAAAUAGAGCUGCAACGUUCAGUGCGGCAAGAGGUCUCCGCUGCUUUAAACCGGUCCUUCUUAACAAAAGGUGCAUCGAAAAGAAUCCCUUUUCACGACGAGUCUCAAUGGGAUUGUGUAAGGAAAGGAGUUUGCUGCUUGUGUCACGACAGCAACAUCGAUACCUUGUUGUACAGAUGUGGGCACAUGUGCUCCUGUUCCAAGUGUGCCGAUAAACUGAUCCAGGAUACGGGGAAGUGUCCGAUGUGCCGGGCCCCAGUAGUCGAGGCUGUCCGAGCUUACUUUAUCCAGUAAAUAAAAAGUAAAGAAAAAAUUAGAGCACACUAGAUUUAUCUGAUUCAGAAUGAGGAAGUUGCUUGAUGAUUGAGCUCUUCUUUCUUGGAGCACCUCUCUAGGUAAAUUAAUUAACCACUGUCAUGUGUCACCCUCUUGCUCGUUUUCGUGCAGCAACCUUGUUCGUUUUGCAAGUGAUCGCGUUCUUUUUUUCCUGACAGACGACGUCUCUGAUUAAUGUGAGAAUAAGUUGGCAGAUUUGAUGUUAUAAUUAUCUGCAGUUAAAAAGUUUUAACCAAAGUAGGUGAUAUAUGUGAGCUGAAAGUCAUUGGUAUUUUUGGAUGGCUUCAGCUGUGAAUAAAGAGUAGCAUGAGAGGUUGAUGAAUGGUGAAAGCUGCUAAUUUGCACAUGUGUAAGUGUAACAGUGAAAUGAAUUAUGCCAAAUGCUGGCUGUGGUCUGCAUUAUUUGUUGUAUGAUUUCAGACUUUUUGGAAUAUUUAUUUGGAGUGAUUAUAACCCAA
Molecule: messenger RNA, 3423 nt
Organism: Salvia miltiorrhiza (redroot sage)
Lineage: Eukaryota; Viridiplantae; Streptophyta; Magnoliopsida; Lamiales; Lamiaceae
Exons: 8
Coding region: 449-2923 (824 amino acids)
Source: RefSeq, a predicted model, not a curated record